UCUCCUGGGGCCUCCGAGUCAAUAUUUGGAAUUUUUGUCCGGCCAGAGGCCUCGCGGUCCUUCCUCCCGGCCGGACCGACCGCCCAUCGCCAGCGGCGGCCUCCUCCUCGCCGGACGCCAUGGGGACGCCCAAUGACCGGGCCGUCUUGCGGGCCAUCUUCAACCCGGACACCCCUUUCGGAGACGUGCCCGACCUGGACCUGGGGCCGGAGGAGGACCAGUGGGCCGAGGAAGAGGAAGAGGCCUCGUCGUCGUGGUCGUCGUCCUCCUCCUCCUCCCCGUCUUCGUCGUGGUGCCGGGGGGCUUUGCUGGAGCGGGCGAAGGCCCUGGAGGCGCAGGGGGUCGGGGCGGCCGAGGCCGGCCGGCUGAGCGUGGCGCUCGACCGGCUGGGCCAGGCCAUCGCCCUCCUGCCCCACAGGGCCUCCGCCUACAACAACCGCGCCCAGGCCCGGAGGCUCGGCCACGACCCCCACGGGGCCCUGCAGGACCUGGGCCGCGCCAUCGCCCUGAGCCGGGGCCGGGGCCGGGUGGCCCGCCAGGCCUACGUGCAGCGGGGGCUCCUGGCCCGGCUGGACGGCCGCGAGGACGACGCCCGCGAGGACUUCGAGCGCGCGGCCCGGCUGGGCAGCCCCUUCGCCCGCCGCCAGCUGGUCCUGCUCAACCCCUACGCCGCCCUCUGCAACCGCAUGCUGGCCGACAUGAUGGGGCACCUGCGGGGCCCGGCCGGCCAGGGCCGCUGAGCCCCCCGAGCCACCCCGGGGCCGGUGCGGGGGGUCUUCUGGGCCUCCUUCGCCCCCUCCCAAUAAAGAUGCUCUGCCCCAGC
Messenger RNA from Tachyglossus aculeatus (Australian echidna), 823 nucleotides. RefSeq names its product tetratricopeptide repeat domain 36 (gene TTC36). The coding region runs from base 120 to 740 and encodes 206 amino acids. The transcript is spliced from 3 exons. Gene Ontology annotation, molecular function: protein binding. Gene Ontology annotation, biological process: cilium assembly. The record is from RefSeq and is a predicted model, not a curated record. Lineage: Eukaryota; Metazoa; Chordata; Mammalia; Monotremata; Tachyglossidae.